CGCGCAUUCGUACAAGUAGGAAGGGGUUCCGUUGCUGUUGGUGGGUAAUCCCACGACAGUCCUUAUUGUUGGCUUUAUUUUAUACAAGUGAAUAAAUAAUCACAUUAAACAUCUGUAUGCGAAGGGAAAGUCGAAAUGGGGGACAUCCGUCAGUCUUUGCUUCCACGAGAUGUUCUGAGUGCAGCUAAGGAGCUCCUGUACCACCUGGACAUUUACAUCUGUAACAUGGUGCAGUCAGGACGGCAGGCCCCUCAGGUGGACACUAAAACCCUGGAUUUGGUAGAGGAAUUUAUUUUACAUGUGCCCAAAGACAGGAAUGCUCAAAUCAGGAGGAUGAGUGCUCUCCAGGAGCUCCACCUGCUGGAGAUCAUGUGCAGCUGUUUCCAGGAGCAGAGCCGGGAUACAGUCCGACAACUUGUGUUCUCAGCGCUCUUCAGUCUGCAGGGCAAUCAGGCUGAUGAGAGCCGCAUGACACUGCUGGGGAAGCUAGUGUCUAUGGCAGUAGCAGUGGGAAGGAUUCCUAUUUUAGAGUGUGCAGCUACAUGGUUACAGAGAACCCACAGAGUCUACUGUGUACGGUUGGCUCAGGUAUUGGUAGAUGACUACUGCAGCCUUGUGCCAGGCUCAGUUCCCACACUACAGAACAUUCACAGUGCCAGUCCACGCUUCUGCUGCCAGUUCAUCACUGCUGUGACCACGCUGUAUGACCUCUCCACAGAUGAGUUAACACCUCCUUUAGAACUCCUUAAGAUGAUUGUGUCCUGGAUCCAGGAUCGGCUAGUUUUGAUCACUUUUCUGAACACACCCCUCUCUAACAGCCAAUCUGUCAGUUCACUUGAUGUAACACCAUUAGGCGGCCUGGUCCGAUGGUGUGUCAAAGCUCCUCUUGCAUAUAGGAAAGUCAAGAAGCCUGUGAUGGUCAAUGGGAGCAGUGAAAAUGAACAAGAAGCAGGCCCUCUCUUCUCUGCGCUUCACUUAAGUGUUCUACAGGUCUUUAUGCUCUUGCCAAAUAUACUAACUGAAAAAGGACUAUUUGGUCGUCUUGCAUUGCUGCAAAUUGAGUCUGUGGCUGCACUGAUCUCAGACCUCUCCAGGCUAUUGGAUCAAGCAGAUAAACACACUCACACAAUCUCGGAUGAAUCACAUGCAGCGUCUCAGCUGGCUCUGGAUCGUCUAGCGCAAGCUCUGCAGGUGGCUAUGGCUAACCGCGCACUUCUUUGCUCCAGAGAGGACCUGCGAGCAAUUUGUUCCCGCCUUCCUCAUAACAAUUUGUUGCAGCUCGUCUUGUCUGGCCCAGUGAUGUAUUAUAACAACAUUCACACUCCUCCAUUGUCCUUCAGUCCCCAUGCAGCACACUCCCCCAUCGCCUCUCACCCAACUCUCCCAGGACACGCCCCCCACACCCCUUUGGCUCCUCACCCUUCUCCUCACCCACAGUAUCCCACACAGCCUUUCAUGACCGGACUUCCGUUUCCAUACAGACCUGGUCACUAAAGGACACUAUAUGUGAAAGUAUGUAGAUUUGUAGAGAUGAAUUUGUGAACUUGUGUGAGAGCUGGUUGAUUGUGUUGUGUUACAUGCAUUUUGAACAGGUCUGACAUGUUUGUCUAUUAAAUAUUUUUACCUCA
Boleophthalmus pectinirostris (great blue-spotted mudskipper) is the source of this 1628-nucleotide messenger RNA. It is a transcript of the gene ints15, whose product is annotated as integrator complex subunit 15. The transcript is spliced from 8 exons. NCBI's taxonomy places the organism in Eukaryota, Metazoa, Chordata, Actinopteri, Gobiiformes, Gobiidae. Bases 136 to 1494 code for a protein of 452 amino acids. The record is from RefSeq and is a predicted model, not a curated record.